AUGCCUGACGAGUUCACCCUUGGACGUCCAGGUCCAUGGCUUGGCAUAGCCAACGAUGCGUGCAACCAUUACAAGAUCUUCGCCGUUGAGUUCGACACGAGCCACGAUGCGGAAUUCGGCGACCCAAAUGACGACCACGUUGGCAUCAAUGCCGGCACCGUUGUUUCCUUCAAGACGGCGAAUUCAUCGGAAGCAACGAUUUCUCUCCAUAGCAGCUCAGUCGAUCGAGCCUGGAUCAUCUAUAAUGGCGACCAGAGGUGGAUCGAUGUUCAUCUCGGAGUAGAUGGCGAUCCAAUUCCCAAAAUCCCCAUUUUAUCUUCACCAUUAAAUCUCUCUCCUUUUCUCAAAGAAUACAUGUUCGUCGGCUUCAGUGCUUCAACAGGAAAUUCAACGCAAAUCCAUAACAUAUUAUCAUGGAAUUUCUCAUCCGUAUCACAAGCUUUUAUCCAACUUCCUUCUGGCAAAACUUGCCAUAGAAACAUAGUCCAACAAGUUUCCAAAUACUCUUCUGCUAAUGUCAAACACUAUGGUCAACUUAGUAGCUUCUUUAUCUUUGUAGCUGUUCUUGGACUUUGCACGGUGUCUUUGCUCAUUUACUUCAAAGGUAGUGAGGCGAAAGAGAGUUCGAUAUCUCUUUGGCUCUUCGAAAACAAACAACGGCCCGUACCGCCGGGAAAGCUUCGACGAUUUAAUGUUCUGGAGGUUCAAAAAGCCACACGGUGUUUUAGCGAAAGCGAAGUUUUGACAAGUGAUUCAGGUGGUGUUCUUUAUAGAGGGACUCUGGGAAAUGGACGUCAAGUGGCGGUGAAGCGGUGGUUCUCCACAACUCGAUCAGUGAGCUUCUCAUACUUGCAUUAUUCGAGCCGAAUUCCGGAAAGAAUCGGCGAGUUAACUCAAGUUAACCAUCCAAAUCUCGCGACGAUUUGUGGGUGGUGCUGCGAAAGCAACGAGAUUAUGAUCUUCUACCAUUACUACCAGUAUGGAAGCAUGGAUCGGUGGCUGUUCGGAAUCUGUUCGCUUCCAUGGACACGGCGAUUCCGGCUCAUUAAAGAUGUAGCAGAGGCACUGAGUUACCUCCAUCGCAAUGAACUCGUUCAUGGAAACUUGAAAUCGAGCAGUGUUUUUUUCGACGUAGAUUACAAAGCCGUUCUCGGAGAUUAUGGUUUUGUUAAUUUCUGUGAGGGUUUGAAAGAGAGAGAUAUGGGGAAGAAAGAGGAUGUUUUCCAGUUCGGGAUUUUGGUGAUGGAAAUGGUGGUGGGGAAGAAGAAGGAGGGCACUGAAUGGUUGGAUGAAGAAGGAGGAGGAGGAGGAGGAGGAGGAGAGAAGGGUGUUUUAGGGUUUGCAAGGAGGAUGUAUGAGAGAGGAGAGAUGGUGAAGAUGGUGGACAAGAGAAUGGUUGAUCGUGUGAACUUUGAAGAAGCAAUUCUUCGGGUUUUGAUAAUGGGAUUGAAUUGCACUGCCAUUGAAGUUGAAGGGAGGCCUUACAUGGAAGAGGUGGUGCAUUUCUUUAACUUGAUGCAGAGUUUGAAUUUUCAUUGA
Molecule: messenger RNA, 1539 nt
Organism: Ziziphus jujuba (common jujube)
Lineage: Eukaryota; Viridiplantae; Streptophyta; Magnoliopsida; Rosales; Rhamnaceae
Product: L-type lectin-domain containing receptor kinase VIII.2
Exons: 1
Coding region: 1-1539 (512 amino acids)
Biological process (GO): protein phosphorylation
Cellular component (GO): plasma membrane
Molecular function (GO): ATP binding; protein kinase activity; carbohydrate binding
Source: RefSeq, a predicted model, not a curated record